Mesorhabditis belari is the source of this 1239-nucleotide messenger RNA. NCBI's taxonomy places the organism in Eukaryota, Metazoa, Nematoda, Chromadorea, Rhabditida, Rhabditidae. The record is from the annotation of a GenBank genome assembly.
AUGGGUCGACUACAUCGAUUGGCAAAGCUACUGCUUUCUACGGCGUUUCUUCUCGUCGCAUGUGUUAUCUGCCAUCUCAUUCUCAUAGCCUCAUGGAAUCAAUCAACGUUUCUACUUGAUCGAAUCUCCAUUGAUUGUGACGCGAUCAACAGCGUAAAUAUCAGCGAACUGGACAAUCCGGCUUUGGCAAAAUGGGCUUCGUGGAAGUACGACCACGUCGACAGAGAAAUGGCAAUUUACGCAACAUCUCCUGGAGAGGCGAGAAAUGUGGUGGAUCGUGAUUCACAUGCCCUUUUCAAUGAGACCAUUCACGGAUUGUCUUCUUGUUUUGACAACAUUCAUGUUGUGACUUCGAAUAGGUCAAUCGGCUGGGGAGGACACGAAAUUUUGACAUCAAUGUAUGACUGUGCUGAAUAUCUAGCAAAACAAGAACAUCCCUGGAAGUACUAUCAGUACUUAUCUGGCUUUGAUGUACCGCUGAAGACGAAUCUGGAGAUGGUUCGAAUCUUCAGGGCUUUAAAUCAGACGGUGAAUGUGGAAGUGGUGGAGCCGCCGCACCAAACCAGGAAUACACGAGGAGAACUGGCGCCACUUCGGAUUUACAAAGCAUCAAUGUCAGCCUUGGUGCCGAGAGCUGGAAUGAAUGCUGUAACAAAGGAACACAGCGCAAUUACCACAGCGGUGAUCAGAUGGCUGAAUGUAUCGCCAAUUGCCUCAGACGAGCUACUUUGGCCGACGAUCUUUGGCAACAUGCGCAGACUUCCGAUACCAGGUGGAUUUGACGCUCGUUUGAUUUUACGGAAAAAAUCGAAAAGGCAGAGCGAAACAAAUUUGAAGCAAAGGAAGUAUCCGAGAAUGAACAUUAACGUGAAAAUAACAAAAUCAAAUGGGAUAAUUGCAGCUACAAGUCGCGAUGUGCCGGUCCGUUAUUGGCUUGGACGUUUUCAAAUUUGGCGGAACGAUAAAGACGAAGAACUCUGUCAUGGAAAAAUGACCCAUAGCUCAUGCGUAUAUGGUGUUGGUGAUGUUCCAAAUUUAUUAAAGAGACCUGAACUUGUUGCUCACAAGCUCUACAUUGACUAUCAACCGGCAGCGUUUUUCUGUUUGUUGAAAGAACACCAGCGACGUUCAAUGGACGCUCACAACAAGUUCAAUGCCUCCGUGUUUUCGAGCAUGCCCUUCGUGGAAUUGGCAAGAGGAGUUGACAUUGAACAUCUUAGUCAUUCAGAGCUUUUGUAU